Guyanagaster necrorhizus is the source of this 1786-nucleotide messenger RNA. RefSeq lists its product as uncharacterized. The coding region runs from base 437 to 1549 and encodes 370 amino acids. The transcript has a single exon. The record is from RefSeq and is a predicted model, not a curated record. NCBI's taxonomy places the organism in Eukaryota, Fungi, Basidiomycota, Agaricomycetes, Agaricales, Physalacriaceae.
CUUGUACAUAUAUUCUACAAUACAUCGGGGAACAGGAAUUCCAUCCGCACACGACACAUUUGUACAUACUUGAACCGGCAGGCUGUGAUCAUUUGGACCGUUAUAAUCAAAUUCCUUCAAAAAAUACACAUCAACGCAGCUGAAAAGUGAUAGCAGAGCCAGUGCCGUAGGCUGUCCCCAAUCCAUGGAAGUCCUUUUUAGCAUUCAUGGCCUGUGCCAAGGAGACGACGAUAUCGGUGGUACUACGCUGGAGUUGACGUCGAUCGCUCCGUGUGUUCCGGUCACAAGACCGCGCCGAUGACCCGAUGGCAACAGUUAGCUGAGCGACUACUUUCCCCGCUCAGUCUGCCAUCACCUGAGCUAGUCCUGCCGUAAUAUUUCAAGGUCGAACAAUUCCCUCCCUGCUUGGUGUAACUUUCCACCCCUGACUGGUUAAAUGUCCGUCGUUCUUGAGCAGGUUCAGCGUCCACGACUCGUGAAUGAUCUCAUCCCUGUCAUCCUCGAGAAUAGUAGCGAUUGGUGGCCCCAGGACCUCUUGUCUCUCUCCAUCGUGUCUUUCUCUUGGCUGCAUGCCAUCAGGAAGAGACUUUACGCUAUCCCCGUCCUUCUAUCUUAUCGUUCAUGCGCCUUACUCGCCGAAACGCUUGAAAGAAAUGACCACCUCCUUGGCUUGGUCAAAGGGAUCGAUAUUCGCCCACUUCGCACCGGCUGGCCUGAAAGUGGCCGACCGUCCACGAAGCAGAUGGCCAGCAUCAGGUUCAUUUUGAGUCUGGAAGGUCUGGAAUGUGUAACACUGGGCGGGGAGCUGGCAGUCUCGGCGCACAGGUACCUCAAUGCAAUGUCGCAUCCGCAAUGCGUGAGGCGACUGUGCAUAGACGGAACGUUGAGGAAGGAGUCUCUACAUUCACCUCCAUCCCUGGAGUGGGACGAAGUCCUUGCAUUCAAGUUCGCCGCGCUGGAGAGUCUGAAACUCUCGAAUCUUGACCUUGAUAUUCUAUUCCCUUCCAUUCCGUAUCCUCUACGGGUCACCUCUCUCUUUUUGGAUACCGUCCGUAUAACCAACGGUCGUUUGAUCCACCUUCUUCACGAGACUUGUUCAUUGACACAACUCUGGGUCACGACCGAGAGAAGUGAUGAUUUCCAUGAGCAGAUCCGGCCAAUGUUGGACUUUCAUCCUAUUGAGGAUUUGCAUUACGAGAUGCAGUGUGAUGACCCUCUUCCUUUCGAUCUGUCGUCUUUCCAAAGUCCCAUUCACAUUUCCUUAUCACGCCUUUCCCUUAUUGACACGCCUGUUUGCCCUGCAACGUUGCAGUCGAUAGAGCAGUGCUUUCCAACGUUGGAGAAGCUCGUUGUGACUGGGAGGAGCAGCCGAGUCACAGCCGAAGAAUGGGCUAUGUUUGUAAGCUCGACAACAUUGUCUACUCUUCGAGAGCUUGGACUACCCAACGGAACGAAUUACCCUCCUUUUCAGCGAUGGUCGUCCUUGACAGAAAUACCGGUGCGAAAAGAAUCAUCUCUUCGAGGUAUUCAUUUGUCAUUCAGUGGGUAAAUGGAAUUCGAGGAAUUUGAAGCUUCGUAUGUCACGGCCGUUUUUAAAUAUUCCGAUGGAUCACAUACCAUACUUUCCGAGUUACAGAUUACAGUCUUGACGCUGACACAUACUACGUUAUGUACAUUAUAGUAUUUCAAGCAGAAAUACAGCAAUAUUGGGUUACGCGUGCUGGUAAGUUGAAUAGAUAGAUGAUCAAGAGAUAGACUACUGCCCUAUCGCCAAAAUAGGAAAGAG